AUGGCCCUGCUCCCGCGGCGCUUCCUCUGCUUCGUCCUGGGUAAGAGGAAUUAAUUAUUCCGGGCCGCUUGGCCUCAGCAGCAGUGAGGUGAUGAUGCUGUGGGACACAGCCUGCUCUGUGAGGGAAUCCCUGCUUGCUAGGCCCAGCACUUCAUCGCGGCCACGGCGUGCCAGGAGGCCGACUACGGCUGGAUGAUCCAGCACUACUGCCUCAAGCAGUUCCAGCUCAGCAUGGAGGGCAUUGGCCAGCGCCUCUGGUGUGACUGGGACGAGACCGUGGGCACCUACGGGGAGCUGACCAACUGCACGGCGCUCAUCGCCGAGAGGCUCGACUGCUACUGGCCCAACCGGCUGGUGGACGAGUUCUUCGUGGCCGUGCACAAGCAAUACUUCAGGAACUGCUCCCCGUCGGGCCGGGCUCUGCACGACCCCCCGAACGGCGUCCUGUGUCCCUUCAUCGUGCUGCCCGUGCUGGUGACCCUGCUGAUGACAGCGCUCGUGGUGUGGAGGAGCAAACGCAGCGAGGGCAUCGUGUAGGGACGGCGCGGGGGACGCAGGGCUCCGGGUACCAAGCGCCGGAGGCAGGGACAGCAUGGUUCCUUUCCAGAUGAACCACUGAAGCGAUGGGUGCAGGGCAGGACGGCCUGCCCCGGGCUUUGGGGAGCGCCGCUCCCCCCGGCCAACUGUGCCAAGCAGGGACAUUUGAAAGGAAGAAAAAAAAAAAAAAACAAACAAAAAAACCCAGGAGGGUGUGGGGAGUUGAAAUUCUGCCAGCCCCGCAGUGCCAGCGCGGCAUCAACACACGUGAGAGCAGCGGGACUGGAACAUCCUCGGCUUCCUCUCUUUGUCAUCUUUUUGGGGUUCCCCCCACAUGUGGAAAGGCUCCCCCAGCACAAGG
This is a messenger RNA of Cinclus cinclus, 898 nucleotides long. It is a transcript of the gene RAMP1, whose product is annotated as receptor activity modifying protein 1. The transcript is spliced from 5 exons. Gene Ontology annotation, molecular function: coreceptor activity. Gene Ontology annotation, cellular component: cell surface; membrane; signaling receptor complex. The record is from RefSeq and is a predicted model, not a curated record. NCBI's taxonomy places the organism in Eukaryota, Metazoa, Chordata, Aves, Passeriformes, Cinclidae. Gene Ontology annotation, biological process: intracellular protein transport; cellular response to hormone stimulus; receptor internalization.